GAGUCGCCGGGGUUCUCUGGAGCCGGCGGGCGAUGCCAGACGCCUGACAGGAGCAGCCGGGGCCGCCGGCUGCCUCUCCCGCGUCCCGCACUCGGGGCCCCUGCCUGCCACUGCUCUCUUGGGCUCGCUGCCUCCCGCUCCCCCGGCCAUGCCGUGGCUGUGGCCGCUGACCGUCUCUCUCGCCGUGGUGUCGGCGGUGGGGCUGAGUGCAGUCCCUGGGGCGCCUCCCCUGCUUGGGGGCAGGCCCAGAGCCGCAUCUGAGGAGGAACAGCAGCGCCGGGCCAAGCGGGGCACGGAGGACGAGGAGGCCAAGGGGGUGCAGCAGUAUGUCCCCGAGCAGUGGGCCGAGUACCCCCGGCCCAUCCACCCUGGCGGUCUGCAGCCCACCAAAGCCCCGGUGGCCACCAGCCCCAACCCAGACGGCGGGCAGGAGCCGUGGGGCAACCUGACCGGGACGCAGGGCCAGUGGCUGCAGAUCCGGAACCCGCUGUACCCGGUGACCGAGAGCUCCUACAGCGCCUACGCCGUCAUGCUCCUGGCCCUGGUGGUGUUCGCUGUGGGGAUCGUGGGCAACCUGUCGGUCAUGUGCAUCGUGUGGCACAGCUACUACCUGAAGAGCGCCUGGAACUCCAUCCUGGCCAGCCUGGCCCUCUGGGACUUCCUCGUGCUCUUCUUCUGCCUCCCGGUGGUCGUCUUCAACGAGAUCACCAAGCAGAGGCUGCUGGGGGACGUGUCGUGCCGGGCCGUGCCCUUCAUGGAGGUCUCCUCCCUGGGCGUCAGCACCUUCAGCCUCUGCGCCCUGGGCAUCGACCGCUUCCACGCGGCCACCAGCACGCUGCCCGUGGGGAGGCCCAUCGAGCGGUGCCAGUCUAUCCUGGCCAAGCUGGCCGUCAUCUGGGUGGGCUCCAUGACGCUGGCCGUGCCGGAGCUCCUGCUGUGGCAGCUGGCGCGGGAGCCCGCCCCCCCGGCGGGCACGGUGGACGCGUGCGUCAUGAAGCCCUCGGCCAGCCUGCCCGAGACCCUCUACUCGCUGGUGAUGACCUACCAGAACGCCCGCAUGUGGUGGUACUUCGGCUGCUACUUCUGCCUGCCCAUCCUCUUCACGGUCACCUGCCAGCUGGUGACGUGGCGCGUGCGCGGGCCGGCGGGCAGGAAGGCUGAGUGCCGGGCGGGCAGGCACGAGCAGUGCGAGCGCCAGCUGCAGGGCACCGUGGUGGGGCUGACGGUGGUCUACGGCCUGUGCGUGCUGCCCGAGAACGUGUGCAACCUGGUGGUGGCCUACCUGGCCCCCGAGCUCACGCGCCACACGCUCGACCUGCUGGGCCUCGUCAACCAGUUCUCCACCUUCCUCAAGGGCGCCGUCACGCCCGUGCUGCUGCUGUGCGUGUGCCGCCCGCUGGGCCAGGCCUUCCGGGACUGCUGCUGCUGCUGCUGCGACAGCUGCCCCGCGGCCCCCGACGGCCCCGAGCACAAGCGCAGCGCCCAGAUGGCCGCCUCCGUCUACUUCCACAAGCCCAGGGAGCCGCCGCCGCUGGCCCUGGGCACGCCCUGCUGAGGACGCCCGCCCGGAGGGGCCGCCCGGGGCCAGGCGGGCCCCCCUGCAGCCCUGUCCUCCAGGUGCGGGGACGGGGGACAGCAACAGGGGGCAACUGUGGGGUCCUCAGAACUGUCCAGACACUUGGUCCCACCAGCCAGGAGCCCGAGCGUCACCCUCGCAUGCUGGCCCUGCCCUUUCCUCCUUCCCUCCGUCUCUCUCCGUCUCUCUUCCUAUCUCUCUGUCUCUCCCUGCCUCCAUGUCUCCCUGUCUCUGUCUCUUUGUUUCCCCCUGUCUCUGACUUUCCGUAUCUCUGUCUCUCCCUCUGUCUCUGUUUCUCCCUCUCUCUUUCUCUCUCUCUCUGUCUCUCUCUGUCUCUUUGUCUAUCUCUCUUGGUUUCUCCCUGUCUCUGUCUCUCCCUAUCUUUGUCUCUCCCUCUGUCUCUUCCUCUUGGUCUCUGUCUCCCUCUGACUUUCUCUCUGUCUCCCUAUCUGUGCCUUUCCCUGUCUCUCUGUCUCUGUCUGUCUCUCCUCAUCUCCCUAUCUCUAUCUCUCCCUGUCUCUCUCUGUCUCUGUUUUCUCCCUGUGUCUGUUUGUCUGUCUCUCAGAAGCCGCCUCCACCCUAGGGGUGUCUUGCUGGAAUGGGGGUGUGCCUUGACGGCUCAGCCUGCUCCCCCUGGUCCGGCCCAGUCCCCUUCUGGACGCCAGCCCCUGGUGUCCUCUUUCCGGACCAGGACGUUCUUCCUCGGCCGUGCCCCGGGGCCCGGGCCCCGCCCCUUUGCUAGGUGCUUCCCUGUAGAAGUUCUUGUUGAAGAAUAAUAAACUAGGUCGACCCGC
This is a messenger RNA of Sorex araneus (European shrew), 2370 nucleotides long. RefSeq names its product G protein-coupled receptor 37 like 1 (gene GPR37L1). Gene Ontology annotation, molecular function: G protein-coupled peptide receptor activity. NCBI's taxonomy places the organism in Eukaryota, Metazoa, Chordata, Mammalia, Eulipotyphla, Soricidae. Gene Ontology annotation, cellular component: signaling receptor complex; plasma membrane. The transcript has 2 exons. Gene Ontology annotation, biological process: positive regulation of MAPK cascade; adenylate cyclase-inhibiting G protein-coupled receptor signaling pathway. The record is from RefSeq and is a predicted model, not a curated record. Bases 149 to 1555 code for a protein of 468 amino acids.